Penaeus monodon (black tiger shrimp) is the source of this 1840-nucleotide messenger RNA. Its product is annotated as nucleoporin p54-like. NCBI's taxonomy places the organism in Eukaryota, Metazoa, Arthropoda, Malacostraca, Decapoda, Penaeidae. Gene Ontology annotation, biological process: nuclear pore organization; protein localization to nuclear inner membrane; NLS-bearing protein import into nucleus. The record is from RefSeq and is a predicted model, not a curated record. Gene Ontology annotation, cellular component: nuclear pore central transport channel; nuclear pore. Gene Ontology annotation, molecular function: structural constituent of nuclear pore.
UCUCUGUCUCUGUCUCUGUCUCUUCUCUCUCUCCCUGUCUCUCAAAAUAGAUAAAUAUAGAAGCACCAGUAAAUAUAGAAAACAGAAGUCGCAUUUCUCUUGUAUGGCUGGCAUAGAUAACCUUAUCAGAACUGGACAUCCUUUGGCUGACAGAUGUCCAGAGUUGCAUUGUAAUGAGAGUCUAGAGUGACACAUCCAGGGCCCAGAAAAGAACAUUUUUGGGACAAUGUGUGCAAUUACUUGGAAAGUGGUAUUGUUGACUUGUAGGCUGGUGAAAACAUAUCUCGUGCUGCGGCAGUGAAAUUCCUUUACUCAUUGUAUCGCUUUUUAUAUCCUUAUAUUUCCCCCCAAAGUGAUGGGGCAUUUUUUCGCAACGUUUUGUCAAGUUUUUCGUAUCUUCAUUAUUCCAAGUAUCUGAUUUUAAAAGUUGUCGAGUCUCGUUAUGGCCUGCAGAAGAGACAUAAACCCCGGUAAUGCAAAACGAAAGCACACUGGUUCUAGUAGGAAGCCAAGAUCAGAAGAACUCAAAGAUUUCACCAAGGAUAUGUCAUUAGUGCGUUCCUGUGAUUUUGGAUUUGGUACAACUAAUACUGGUGGGUCGACAGCGCCAAGUGGAGGCGGAUUCACUUUUGGGGCAACUAAUCCGGGGACGACGACGGCUCAAGGCUUUGCUUUUGGAACGGCGACAACCACGGGCACAUCGACAGGAACGACAGGUUUCUCGUUUGGAAACCCCAGCACGGCAGGGGCAGCAACAGGAACAACAGGAUUUAACUUCGGCUCUGCUACCAACCCCACCACAAGCGCUUCUCCUUUUGGUGCGACCUUUGGCACCGCUGCACCAGCCACCACAGCCACCACGCAAGGGUUUGGCUUUCUGACUAACUUUGGUGGUAGUGGAGGUGGUGGAGGAGGUGCAGGAGGCGGCAGUGGGUUUCCCAAGCCAGCAACCUCCUUUGGGCCAGGAGGCUUUGGGAGCCUUACUAAUACAGUGCCUGGAACGGGCUUCAGCUUCAGUGGCGGCUCCAACCAACCCGCCAAGGCGUAUAACUUUGGAGCCCCCACGACUUCCAAUGCCUCAGGCGGCUUUGGGCUCCUGGGCUCCAGCUUUGGGGGAUGUCUCAACGAGCUCAUGGCCCAGAUGUCGGUGAAGCCGUCUGGCUCGAAGGGUUGCCCUCGCUACGGCCUUGUGAACGACAAGGGAAAAGGACCUCUCGCAGUAUAUCUCUUGGCAGCAGGAAGCACUCAAUGCGGUUGUCAUGGUCCUGAAGGAGGACCUGCAGAUUGUAGACAGUAUGGCGGAAGAACUACAAAGAAAGUCUUAGGGCUGGGAGUUAGUUAGAUACUAUUUUUUUUUUCUCUUCCUUUUUGAGGGAAUAUUUUUUUUUCCAUUUGUGUGAUAUAUAAAUAUAUUACUAUGUGGCUUUUUAUUAUCAUAAAAACGUUGAAGCUUGUUAUAUGUCAAAAAUAUAUUUAAUUAAUAAUAACAUGCUCAAUUUCCCAGUGCAGUUCAGUCAAUCUCUAUCAUGAAUGCCAAUGUUUUGAAGAGGUUUUUAUUUUGUAUUUUUUAGAAAAAUAUUUCCAAGAGUAUGUAAACGAUUUCUCACAGCUGUACUAUUUUGAAAUAAGAAAGGGGAAUGGGAAAUGUUUAUUUAGUUGUCAUGGAUGAUUGUUUUUAUUUAUGUCAUACUAUGAUUUAACCAAAUAGAGAGAAGAGUUAAUAACUCCUGGUCUUUUUUAUGCAUUUGUUAUCAGAUGGAAAGGAGAAUGUGCCACAGUAUAGAAUUGUAAGAUGUUUUAUAAAAAAAAAAUUGUUAUCCAAAAUAAAAUGCUUGCAAAU